Molecule: messenger RNA, 1971 nt
Organism: Penicillium brevicompactum
Lineage: Eukaryota; Fungi; Ascomycota; Eurotiomycetes; Eurotiales; Aspergillaceae
Product: T6SS phospholipase effector Tle1-like catalytic domain-containing protein
Exons: 2
Coding region: 1-1971 (656 amino acids)
Source: RefSeq, a predicted model, not a curated record
AUGUCACUUUGUUCGGAGGGACACGAUAUUCCCUAUAUUAUUCAACAGAGACGUGAUGCCAAACUUCCCCCCAUCCCAAAACGCAUCAUCAUUUGCUGCGAUGGAACAUGGCAGUCUGCCGUGUCGGGAAAAAAGAAUGUUCCAUCAAACGUGACGCGUCUUUGUCGCGCCAUGAACAGUAUCGGAACCGACGAUAAUGGAAAGCAAUGGCAACAGAUAGUCUGGUAUGACUCUGGAAUCGGUACCACUUCCCUUGCCCUUGGAGAGAAAAUCCAAGGCGCGAUUGGUGAGGGAUUGGAGGGAAAUAUUGUGGAGGCGUACAAUUUCUGCGUCUUGAAUUAUAAUCCCGGCGAUCAGAUCAUGUGUUUUGGUUUCUCGAGAGGUGCAUUCACAGCUCGCGCCAUCGCGGGACUGAUCUCGGACAUUGGAAUCUGCAAUAAACACAAUUUGAAUCGUUUCCCGGAUCUUUGGAAAAUUUACAAAAAGAACAAGCCGGGCGAGAGAUUUUUCGGCAGUGAUCUUUGGUUCGAGUGGAUGGAAGGGAAGGCCGACGAGAAGCAAGGUGCAAAAGGCGACGAGUUCGUCUUCUCAAAGAAAGCACAGGGCGAUUGGGCCCAGGAGGGGUCGCGAAGCGUGGAGGUAGUCGGAGUAUAUGACACAGUUGGUAGCAUUGGAAUGCCAGCGAUCCUCGGAGUGAAACUCCCAUCAUGGCUCACUUGGUGGUCGGAUUCAGGCGGUUGGGAAAAUGUUGAUCUUUCGGCCAAUAUCAAACAUGCAUAUCACGCUUUGGCCCUCGACGAGCACCGGAACUCAUUCUCACCCACCUUGUGGUACUUACCACGAUUUGGAAAUGUGUCCGCCGAGCAAGUUGAAGAUCAAAGAAAGGUGGUCGGGAAGAAAGCUCAGGAAUACCAAGAUAUCUUGGCAGAUGCGAUCAAGCUCAAGCGCAGCGGCAAGGGCAGUGAUGAGGACAUCAACAGCGCAGCGCGCCACCUCAACAGGACCGCCAGAGAUCUGAACAAAGAAGGCCGGAAGUUUGUCAAAAUGGAAGAUGACUGGAAACACCAGGAUCACCCUCGAACUUUGAAGCAAGUGUGGUUCCCAGGUUACCAUGUCAAUAUUGGAGGAGGUUCAGACGACAGCCUUCGCAACGAAGGUGAUAUGGAAGAGAUGUCCAGCAUCACCUUUGCAUGGAUGCUUGACCAGAUCAAGCCUCACCUCUCGCUUGAUGAAGAGUAUCUCGUCAAGGAAAGAACCGAUAUGGAGUUUUGGAUCUCCACACUCGGCGAAAAUGAUCAGCAGAAUGAAGGAUCCUGGCCCCAGCGCACUCUUGCGGCCCUAAAGACCCCAUUCCAGAAGGCCGAAAAGAUUAUCAAGGAACGCACCUAUGGCUGGGGUACAGGGCUGCUGGAGGAUAGCUUCACGCCAUUCUUUUACCUCAAUGGAUCGAAGCGACGCACCCCUGGUUACAACUUGCGCGACAAAGAUGGACAGCUGCUUGGCGAUACGUGCGAAUUUGUCCACCCGGUGGUAGGGUUCAGAAAGCAACAGAUUCCAUCAUAUUCACCUCUCGGUCGCGGUAUCAAAUACAACCGUCGCAAGGCAGUCAAUGAGGAUGGUUCCCCUUCUAUAAUGUAUGACCUUGGUGAUGCACGCAAAGAGUUGCCCGAAUGGCGCUUGGGCGGGUUGGAUUCCUAUGAGAGGUUGUUCAUCGCCAGCAAGGCCGCAUACGACUACAUUGAUGAGUUGGACCUUUAUCUUCAGACUGGCGUCAAGACACCUCGUCGAUCGGUGUGGGGAGUCCGAGACAUUGAUCUCGGGAUUGAGUUGCCCACCAUCAAUUCGUCAAAUGCUCGGCAGUCGGCAGAAAACGGCUCCAAAUCGGACGCUAAGCAGGAAGAGUCACAGUCAAAAGAUCUGGGGGAUCAACGCGCUGAAUGGGCCGUAGCAGAGGCCGUCCGUGACGAGUAA